This is a messenger RNA of Schistosoma turkestanicum, 591 nucleotides long. Lineage: Eukaryota; Metazoa; Platyhelminthes; Trematoda; Strigeidida; Schistosomatidae. The record is from the annotation of a GenBank genome assembly.
AUGCAACACAAACAAAUUCAUCAUUUCAACGUUCAUCCCGUUUCGAGAUUAAAUUCUGGUAUAGACUUGAAAAAAUUUUGGAUAUUUAUUUGUCUAUGUGUAAUUGAAAUUAUUAUCAUUUCAAUACUCAUAUAUAAUGUUUGCAAGGAAACGGAUAAAUGCAGAUGGUAUUUGAUAGGUUCAAUACCAAUUUCCAUAAUUUUGUCACUUCUAUUGAUCACUGUACGUGAUAUGCGAGAACAUUUCCCAUUGAAUUAUAUUUUCCUGCAUUUAAAUACGUUGUUAUUGUGUUUCACAUUUGUCGCACCAGUACUAAGCAUCGAAUUCUAUGAGACCAUGAUAUCGUUUGCUGUCGCGGCAGUUACUCUAUUUACAAUGAUAUUACUGGGGAUGUUAAUCAAAGUUAAAAUUUCGCCUACUUUGUUGGUUGCUGUAUUGAUCAGUUUCAUUGUUGUUGGACUAAUAAUAGCUAUUAUAUUGGAUCUCCUCUGUCAAAGUGUCGCACUUAAUGUAAUGGGAGCAUUUUUUCUCUUGUCAGUUUUACUAGGACGUCCAUCGAAGGUUGCAUUAGUUGUACACUUACGUAUUUGA